AUGUGUUUCUCCAACCACACCUCCCUUAAAAUAUUAUCUCUCUCUUACAAUCAAUAUUCCGGAAAUAUAUCUAUCCUUCAAAGCCUAACAUUUCUUGAAUCUUUAGACCUCUCUUCUAAUCAAUUCUUUGGAAAUAUAUCUGCCCUUCAGAGCCUAACGUUGCUUGAAUAUUUGGACCUCUCUUCUAAUCAAUUCUCUGGAAAUAUAUCUGCCCUUGAAAGUCUAACAUCACUCCGAUCGUCGAAUAUUUCAAACAAUAAAUUUCACAUCCCAAGCUCGUUAAGACCCUUGUUCAACCUUUCAAAACUCAAGAACCUCUAUGCAGAUAACAACACCAUACAUGCUGAUGAUCAUGAGAUGUCGCAUUCUUCGGCUCCAAGGUUCCAAUUGAGUUCCAUCCGCUUAUCUUGUUGUGGAAGUGGUGGGUCAUUUCCACAAUUCUUGUACCAUCAAAGUGAGUUGCAGUCUGUUACUCUCUCAGACAUAUAUUUCAAAGUGGAUCGAUCUCCGUUUUGGUUGUUGGAAAACAACACGAUGCUAAUGACCCUGAAUCUCGUGAAUUGCUCUCUAUCAGGGCCUUUUCAAGUGCCAUCGCAUGUGCAUUCUACUUUAGCAUAUUUGGAUAUAUCCAACAAUGCCUUCGGUGGCAACAUUCCAGUAAGAAUUGGAGUGCAUCUACCAUUUUUGAUGUAUUUGAACAUGUCAAAUAAUUAUUUCAAUGGCACCAUUCCCUCUUCAUUUGGUGAUAUGAGUUUCCUACAAGUUUUGGACUUAUCAAUCAACCAAUUGUCCGGAGAGAUACCUGAGCACAUGGUUAUGGGCUGCUCUUCAUUACAAUUCCUUGCUUUAUCAAAUAACAAAUUACAAGGAUCAAUUUUCUCUGAAAAUUUUAAUCUAACGAGCUUGUUGGAGCUCGAAUUAAGUGGAAAUAACUUCACUGGGAUGAUCCCAAAUGUCUUAGCUAACUGCUCUUACUUGAAUAUACUAGAUCUCAGCAAUAACUCUAUCUAUGGUGAAGUCCCAAGUUGGAUUUGGAAUAUGUCAAAGCUGGUAGCAUUGGAUGUGAGCAGGAACCAACUCUUUGGUAAGUUGCCACAAUGGAGGGGAAAUGUUUUGAAUUUGGAACAAGUUUCCAUGGCAGAUAAUCAACUUAAUGGUUCAAUACCAAGGGCAAUUUGUGGUCUCAAUCUCAAUCUGAAAAUUUUGGACCUUUCCAUGAACAGUUUGUCUGGGACUUUACCAUCUUGCUUCAAGCCUGUAUCGGUUAGCGAAGUUCAUUUAUCUAAAAAUAUGCUACAAGGAGCGUUACCGAAUGCUUUUUGUGACAGCUCUUUGUUGGUGAUAUUGGAUCUCAGCUAUAACCACUUGAAUGGCAACAUUCCAAGUUGGAUUAGCAACCUUUCUGACUUAAGUUAUCUUCUCUUAAAGGGGAACCACUUUGAGGGUGAAAUUCCAAUUCAAUUAUGCAAGUUGGAUCGUUUAAGCCUGAUUGAUCUUUCUCAAAACAAUCUCUCCGGUGGUAUUCCUUCUUGUUUAAAAGUUAGUGCGCUGAACUACGUAAUCGAGCAAUAUAUUCGGUAUUCUCUGUCUUUUUUCGACAACAACAACUUGAUGUCCAUUGAAGUUUCAAUAGAAUACACAGUAAAGAGCAGAUCCUACAAUUACAAGAGAAGAAUGCUUCAAUACAUGUCUGGAAUUGAUCUCUCCUGCAACAAGCUCACCGGUGAAAUUAGUUUUGAAACAAAAAGCAUUAUGAAGCUCUUCACAUUGAACCUUUCUCACAAUAGCUUGACUGGACCAGUGCCACGAGCAUUUUCUAACCUCAUGGACAUGGAAAGUCUAGAUCUUUCCUACAACAAUUUGACAGGGAACAUCCCUGCUGAAUUUGCGGUGUUACAUUUCCUGGGAUACUUCAAUGUGUCAUACAACAAUUUAUCUGGAAAGACACCUGAAAGGAUUGGACAAUUGGGAGCAUUUGAUGAAAGCAACUACAUAGGGAAUCCUUUUCUUUGUGGCUCAUUGGUGGGGAAGAAUUGUUCGCCCGUGGAAACACCAUUGGCACCGAAGGCUUCGGCUGGCAACAAAGAAGGCCAUGGUUUCAUUGAUAUGGAUGCCUUCUAUGGAAGCUUCUUCGCAUGUUACGUGAUGGUGCUAUUGUGUAUCGCAGCUGUGCUGUACAUAAAUCCUUAUUGGAGGCAAACAUGGUUUUACUAUAUACAAAUGGUCGUUGAUUCCUGCUACUAUUUUGUGGUAGAUAAUUUCCCCAGAAAUUUUUGUACUGGAAACAUGUAG
Gossypium arboreum is the source of this 2292-nucleotide messenger RNA. Its product is annotated as receptor-like protein 1. Gene Ontology annotation, molecular function: protein binding. The record is from RefSeq and is a predicted model, not a curated record. The transcript has a single exon. NCBI's taxonomy places the organism in Eukaryota, Viridiplantae, Streptophyta, Magnoliopsida, Malvales, Malvaceae. Bases 1 to 2292 code for a protein of 763 amino acids.